This is a messenger RNA of Manis pentadactyla (Chinese pangolin), 528 nucleotides long. It is a transcript of the gene HMGB4, whose product is annotated as high mobility group box 4. The record is from RefSeq and is a predicted model, not a curated record. Gene Ontology annotation, molecular function: DNA binding, bending. Bases 1 to 528 code for a protein of 175 amino acids. Gene Ontology annotation, biological process: regulation of transcription by RNA polymerase II. Lineage: Eukaryota; Metazoa; Chordata; Mammalia; Pholidota; Manidae. The transcript has a single exon.
AUGGGAAAAGAAGUUCAGCAGAGGCCCAAGGUAAAUGUCUCUUCUUACAUCCACUUUUUGCUGAAUUACAGAAACAAGUUCAAGGAGCAGCAGCCAAACACCUCCCUUAGCUUUAAAGAAUUCUCUAGAAACUGUUCGGAAAAAUGGAGGUCCAUCUCAAAGCACGAAAAGGCCCAAUAUGAAGCCCUAGCUGAGCUCGACAAAGCCCGAUACCAGGAAGAGAUGAUGAAUUACAGGGGCAAGAAGAAACAGAGAAAGCGGGACCCCAGGGCCCCUAGGCGGCCUCCAUCAUCCUUCCUGAUCUUCUGCCAAGACCACUAUGCCCAGCUGAAGAGGGAGAAUCCAGACUGGUCGGUGGUGGAGGUGACAAAGGCCUCAGCGAAGAUGUGGUCUAUGAAGACAGAGGUCGACAAGCAGCCAUACCAACAAAGAGCAGCUUUCCUGAGAGCUACGUACCAAGAGGAACUGGAAGUCUACCGUGAACAACAGAAAGCCAGGAAGAACCUCCACGGGUUGGCUGAGAACUAG